Cheilinus undulatus (humphead wrasse) is the source of this 14918-nucleotide messenger RNA. It is a transcript of the gene ryr2b, whose product is annotated as ryanodine receptor 2b (cardiac). The record is from RefSeq and is a predicted model, not a curated record. The coding region runs from base 42 to 14918 and encodes 4958 amino acids. Lineage: Eukaryota; Metazoa; Chordata; Actinopteri; Labriformes; Labridae. Gene Ontology annotation, cellular component: calcium channel complex; sarcolemma; smooth endoplasmic reticulum. The transcript has 104 exons. Gene Ontology annotation, biological process: intracellular calcium ion homeostasis; calcium ion transmembrane transport. Gene Ontology annotation, molecular function: ryanodine-sensitive calcium-release channel activity; calcium ion binding; protein binding.
CAUGCGGAAGCUUUGACAAAUUUGGCAAGGUUGUCUCAGAAAUGACUGACACAGGAGAGGGGGACGAAGAAUACCAGUUUGUAAGAACGGGAGAUGACGUGGUUUUGCAGAGUACGUUCACCUCCCAGGAGGAACAUGUGAAGCUCUGUCUUGCUGCAGAGGGAUUUGGCAGCAGACUCUGCAGACUUGAGCUCACCUCUAACUGCAAGAAUGUUCCACCAGACUUGUCUGUAUGUGGCUUCAUCCUGGCCCAAUGUCUCUCUGUACGAGCCCUGCAAGAAAUGCUGGCCCACAGUGAGCACCUAGCUGAAGAGGUUGGUGCAGGAGGAAGCCAGCGCACACUUCUGUACGGCCAAGCAGUGUUGUUUCUUCACUCUUACAGUGGCAUGUAUCUCAGCUGCCUGUCUUCAUCUCAGUCUUCGGCUGAUAAACUGGCUUUUGAUGUAGGUCUGCAGGAGGAUAAAGCAGGUGAGGCAUGUUGGUGGACUGUCCAUCCAGCAUCCAGACAGAGGUCAGAGGGUGAGAAAGUGCGUGUUGGAGAUGACCUCAUUUUGGUCAAUGUGUCCUCUGAGAGAUAUCUGCACCUGUCCUUUGGCACUGUUUUUGACAACAAAAAUUUGAGUGACAGCCUGAUUGUUAAUGCAGCCUUCCGGCAGACUCUCUGGAGUGUUGCUCCCAUCUGCUCUGGAGGUGGAGUUGCUCAAGGAUUCCUGAAGGGUGGAGACACAUUGCGACUACUCCACAGCCACAGUGAUGCAUGUCUGACUGCUUCGUCCACAGAGCAGGGAGAGGAGCUGCAAAGGAUAAUGCAUUAUGAGAGUGGAUCAGUCUGCAGUCAUGCCCGCUCCCUCUGGAGGCUGGAGAUUCUGCGUGUUGUCUGGAGUGGCAGGCAUACGUGCUGGGGGCAGCCUUUCCGACUGUGCCAUGUGACGACUGGGAGAUACCUGGGACUAACAGAGGAGAGAGGCCUGCAGCUGGUUGAUCGGGACAAGGCUGAUGUCAACACAACAGCCUUCUGCUUUCGAUCAUCAAAGGAGAAGCCUGAAAGUGGCAAAAAGACUAAUAUGGAGAGCAUGGGCGUCCCAGAGAUCAAGUAUGGGGACUCUGUUUGUUACGUUCAGCAUGUUAAGUCCGGGCUGUGGCUCACCUAUCAGGCUACUGAUUCCAAAUCUGCACGCAUGGGAGUGUCUCAGAGAAAGGCUAUUUUGCACAGCGAGGGUCAUAUGGAUGAUGGACUGACUCUGUCUCGUUCUCAGAAGGAAGAAUCUCACACUGCCAGACUUAUUUGGAGUGCUACUCUCCUCUUCAGUCACUUUAUCAGGAAACUGGAUGCAUCUAGUCAAAAAGAAAACAUCACAUUGAUCAGUCUUUCGAUUGAGAAGGUUACCCAUAGUCUGCAGGAUCUGAUCAGCUAUUUCCAGCCUCCAGAGGAGGGACUGGACCACGAAGCUAGACAAAACAAAAUGACAACGCUGAAGAAUCGGCAAAACAUGUUUCAAGAAGAGGGUGUGAUAGAUUUGGUCCUGGAUUGUAUUGACCAUCUGCACCAAUAUAGUAGUGCUUCUCAUUUUGCUGAGGCUGUUCAGGUUGACUCAGGAGAAGAGUGGGAGACCAUCCUCAACAGUUUCUAUGAGCUUUUGGCUGCUCUGAUCCGUGGAAAUCGUGUAAACUGUGCACAUUUUUCAAGCUCUCUAGACUGGCUUAUUAGCAAACUAGACCGACUGGAGGCCUCCUCUGGAGUCUUGGAAGUUCUGCAGUGUGUCCUAAUGGAAAGUCCUGAGGCUCUUAAUGUCAUUAAAGAGGAACACAUAAAUUCUGUCAUGGCUUUCCUGGACAAACAUGGACUUAACCACAAGGUGCUGGAGGUGCUAUGCUCUCUGUGUGUGUGCCAUGGAGUAGCAGUGCGGUCCAAUCAAAACCUCAUCUGUGACAACCUGCUGCCAAACCGAGACUUGCUGCUCCAGACGCGUCUGGCUAAUCAGGUCACAAGCAUGAGACCAAACAUCUUCUUGGCCAUGGGAGAAGAUUCAGCUCAGCCCCGGAGGUGGUAUUAUGAAAUGGUUGUGGAUCAUGUUGACUACUUCCUCACACCUGAACCUACACACCUGCGUGUUGGCUGGGCGUACACUGACGGCUACCAGCCGAGACCAACAGGUGGUGAAGGCUGGGGAGGCAAUGGGGUGGGAGAUGACCUCUGCUCCUAUGGCUUUGAUGGGCUUCACCUCUGGUCAGGUUGCAUGAGCCGCAGAGUGAGCUCUCCAUUCCCUCACCUGCUCAGAGAUGAUGAUGUGGUCAGCUGCUGUCUCGACCUCAGCGCUCCCUGCAUCUCCUUCCGGAUCAAUGGUCUACCUGUGCAGGGCAUGUUUGAGAAUUUCGGUGCUGACGGGCUUCUCUAUCCUGUUGUCAGCUUCUCUGCUGGAGUCACGGUGCGUUUUCUGUUUGGGGGCAGGCAUGGAGAGUUUCGCUUUCUGCCUCCACCAGGUUUUGCUCCAUGCUCUGAGGCUCUGCUCCCGAGGGUUAAGCUAAAAGUAGAGCCUUGUCAGACAUACAUUUUGGAUCACGGAGAUGGAAGACAAGGGCUUAUCGGCUGCUCAAUAUCUGCCACUCCAGUGACCUUUACUCCAACACCAGUGGACAUCAGCAAGAUGGAAUUGCCUCCACAACUUGAGGAUAUCCGAGAUAAACUGGCAGAGAAUAUCCAUGAACUUUGGGCAGUGGACAAGAUUGAUCUUGGAUGGACACAUGGACUGGUGAGAGAUGAAGUUAAAAGACAUGAUCCCUGUCUUGUGGAGUUUUCCAAACUACCAGAGCAGGAGAGGAACCAGAACCUUCAGAUGGCUCAGGACACUCUCAGGACGGUGCUUGCCUUUGGCUUCCACAUAAGUUUGACUGAUGUCAGUGCUGAAGAAAGAGUCAAAUUUAUGAGAGUUUCCACCAAGUAUGAGCAGCCCAGUGGCUUUAAACCUGCCCCUCUAGACCUGAGCCAGGUCAUUCUGAGCCCAGCCCAUGAGGCAUUGGUUAACUUGCUGGCAGAGAACGAUCACAAUGUGUGGGCCAGAGAGCGUAUCAAACAGGGAUGGACCUACGGAGCUCAACAGGAUGUUAAAGCGAAGCGGAGCCCAUAUCUUGUGCCAUACAGCCUUCUUGAUGAAAGGAGUAGAAGAGUGGGCUUUGAGAGUGUCAGAGAGGCUGUCUGUACCCUGUUGGCUUAUGGUUACAGCCUGGACACCCUCAACCCGGAGCAGACCUUAUUAUCAAAUCCAUAUCAUUUCUCUCUGGAGAAAGGCAGAGUGUUUCGCCCAGAUAAAUCAUACGCUGUAACCCAGGGGAAGUGGUACUUUGAAUAUGAAAUAAUGACAGCGGGGAAAGUGAGAGUAGGCUGGGCUCGACCAAGCUGUUCCCCUGAUAAAGAGCUUGGCUUGGAUGACCAGGCAUUUGUCUUCGAUGGAUUUGAGGCUCAGUGGUACCAUCAGGGUGCCGAGCCCCUGGGACGUCCUUGGCUGAAAGGCGAUGUUGUGGGCAGUCUAGUGGACAUGGCUGAGCGCACUAUGAUGGUCACGCUCAAUGGAGAGAUGCUGUUUAAUGACAGAGGAUCAGAACUGGCUGCCAAGGACUUUGAUAGAAAAGACGGUUUGUUGCCUGUGGUCAGUGUUGGAGUAAACCAGACAGGGAGGCUGAAUUUGGGCCGCCAUGUGGACUCCCUGAAGUACUUCACAGUAUGUGGCUUGCAGGAGGGAUAUGAACCUUUCGCUGCCAACAUGUCUAGAGAUCCAGCCAUGUGGAUGAGUUGGAAGCAGCCUCAGUUUACCUCAAUAAUGCCUGAUGACCAAAACUUACAGGUCACCCGAGUGAGUGGCUCAACAGAUUCCUUAUCCAGCCUAAGGGUUUCUCAGCGGUUGUUUGCACACCAUGUUGGAGGCAGUGAGAUGGGCUUUUACCGGCUCAGCAUGUCCACUGAAUGUGCCCCCAUCCUCAAGAGCCCUGCAAACGGCGUGCUUCCAGUGGCCUCCAACUCUCUUUCUCCAGGAAGAAAAGAGCAGGAGGAGGUGGACUCUGACUUUGAAGUUUUGAUGAAGUCAGCCCACAGUUAUGCCGGCUCAAGAGAUGAGCUCAACCACAAGGAUCAUAGUCACGACAAAACAUCAAGACUGAAACAACGGUUCAUGCUUAAGAAGACUAAACCAGGCCUGGUCAGCAGCAACUCUUCUGCACGGCUUUUAGAAGAUGUCGUAGUUGACAAGGAUAAUCACGAUCAUCUCAUACAGAGCUCCAGAUAUUAUUACUCUGUGAGGGUUCUGCCUGGCCAGGAGCCAUUCAGUGUGUGGGUUGGCUGGGUGACCUCGAGCUUUCAUCAACAUGACAUCUCUUUUGAUGCUGACAAUGUCCAAACUGUGACUGUCACUCUGGGAGAUGACAGUGGUAAAGUCCAGGAAAGUGUGAAGCAAUGUAACUGUUACAUGGUUUGUGCUGGAGAGGCUACAGGCCUUUCUCAGAGUCGCAGAAGUGCAGGGCUGGAAAUCGGCUGUUUAAUCGACACUGCCACUGGGCUGCUCACCUUUACUUCCAAUGGAGUGGAGAUGGCCACCUUUUACCAAGUAGAGGCCAGUACAAAGCUGUUUCCUGCUGUUUUUGUGAAGCCCACCACCAGCAACAUGUUUCAGUUUGAGCUUGGACGAAUUAAGAAUGUGAUGCCUCUGUCGGCAGGUUUGCUUCGCAGUCAAAGAAGGAAUACCACACCUCAGUGUCCUCCAAGGCUUCAUGUGCAGAAACUUAGUCCAGUAUCAUGGACCAGGAUACCAGACAGCACUCUAAAGGUGGUGGUGGAUCACCCAGAUGAGUGCCACGGAUGGAGAGUUCAAUGCUCUGAGCCCCUGCAAGUCAUGUCACUCCAGAUCCCUGAUGAAAACAGGUGUGUUGACAUUUUAGAGCUGUCAGAACAUGUAGACCUCUUGACAUUUCACCACCACACUCUCCUACUCUACUGCUCCUUAUGCGCCCUUGGAAACACCCGAGUGUGCCAUGCCUUGUGCAGUCAUGUGGACCAAUCCCAGCUCCUUCAUGCCAUUCAAGAUCCCCAACUCCCUGGGCAACUCCGCUCUGCAUUUUACAAGCUGCUCAUUCAGGUUCACCUCAGCAGCCACUCAACAGCAUGCCUCAUGAUGAACCAGGAGUACAUUGUACCUAUGACUGACCAGACCAGAGAAAUAACCCUUUGUCCCAGCUCUGCAAACGGAGUGAAAGACAUUAAUGAUCAACCUCCAGAAGGCAUUGUCAGCACUAGUAUUAGUACAUCCCUAAAACCUCGGAUGAAUUUCUCAUCUCCUUUUUUUGUAAGAAGCUAUGUUAUGGAAGGAGAUUAUUCAGUUGAAGUAUUCUGCACAGACAGCCCAGAAAUCCCCCUGGACAUACUGAAGGAUCUGACAGUUGAGAUGCUGACUGCUGGGGUGUACUCAGUGGGUCAGGGUGUGAGGGAUCCUGUAGGAGGCAGCAUUGAGCUGCUGCUGGUCCCUCUAAUUAGACUUUUCUACUCCCUGCUGGUUAUGGGGGUAUUUGGGGAUGAGGACCUUGGGAAAGUUCUGAGACUGAUUGAGCCAGGAGUCUUUUCCAUAGAUGCUGAAUCUCUUGAGGAGGAAGAAGAAGAAGAAGAAGGAGAAAGUGAUGAUGAAAAAGAAUGGAAAGGGGGCAAGAAUAAAGACAAUGAAACCUUGAAACAGGGACUUCUUCAUAUGAAGCUUCCAGAGGCUGUCAAACUUGAGCUCUGCCGUCUUCUGUCUUACCUGUGCGACUGCCAGGUGCGUCACAGGGUAGAGUCUGUGAUCGCCUUCUCUGACAACUUUGUGAGUCAACUGCAGGAGAACCAACGAUUUCGCUACAACCAGGUCAUGCAAGCACUUAAUAUGUCAGCCGCUCUGACUGCACGCAAGACAAAGGAGUUCCGCUCUCUUCCACAGGAGCAGAUCAACAUGCUGCUAAACUUCAAAGAUGAUGAGCAGCAGGAGAACUGCCCCUGCCCAGUAGAAAUCCAACAACUUCUGCAUGAAUUUCAUCACCUGCUCAAAACACACUGUGGAAUUGAAAUGGACAGUGAAGCAGAGGAUGAAGAGGCUGCUGAGAAAUCUGUGAAAGAGCGACUCCUCAGUCUAGUGGGAAGUGUCAUCAGGUUGAAGAAGACACCUGAAGAGGUGGAGGAGAGUAGGCUGCAGAGUUCCAAAUCCCUGAAAAAGCUCAUCUCAGAGGCGAUGGUAUGUUGGGCUCAAGAGACUGAGAUAGAGGACCCUGAACUGGUAAGGGCUGUCUUCAGACUGCUGCACCAUCAGUAUCAGGGCCUAUGGGGCCAAAUGGCAGGACCCCUCCGCAGAGCCUAUACAAUUAGCCAGACUUCAGUGGAGGAUACCAUGGCCCUUUUGUCCUCCCUGAGCCAAAUCCGCUCUCUCCUCAGUGUCCGCAUGGGAAAAGAAGAGGAGAAGCUGAUGAUCAGAAAACUAGGGGAAAUCAUGAAUAAUAAAGUUUUCUAUCAGCACCCUAAUCUGAUGAGAGCAUUGGGGAUGCAUGAGACUGUGAUGGAGGUGAUGGUCAAUGUCCUGGGAGAAGGAGAGUCAAAGGAGAUCACCUUUCCCAAGAUGGUAGCCAACUGCUGUCGAUUCCUGUGUUAUUUUUGCCGCAUAAGCCGUCACAAUCAGGGAGCCCUGUUUGAUCAUCUCAGCUACCUGCUGGAAAACAGCAGUGUUGGUCUCGCUUCACCAUCAAUGCGUGGAGCCACUCCUUUGGAUGUGGCUGCAGCCUCUGUAAUGGAUAAUAAUGAACUUGCAUUAGCACUGAAGGAACAUGACUUAGAGAAGGUGGUGCAGUACCUUGCUGACUGUGGUCUGCAGAGCUGUCAAAUGCUUGUGGCUAAAGGCUACCCUGAUAUUGGAUGGAAUCCUGUGGAGGGCGAGCGUUAUGUUGAUUUUCUACGUUCUGCAGUCUUCUGCAAUGGUGAGAGUGUCGAAGAGAAUGCUUAUGUGGUGUUGAGACUGUUGAUUCGACGCCCUGAGUGUUUUGGCCCUGCCCUGAGAGGUGAUGGUGGGAACGGUCUUCUUGCUGCCAUGGAGGAAGCAAUAAGGAUCUCAGAGGACCCCUCUAUGGAUGGACCCUGCACCACAUACCAGUCCAACAGAACGAUAGAUGUGGUCCCGAACAAUGAUGAUGACCUCAUCCACAUGGGGCACGCCAUCAUGACCUUCUACUCGGCACUUAUCGACUUGCUGGGCCGCUGCGCUCCUGAAAUGCAUCUGAUUCAAGGAGGGAAAGGUGAAGCCAUACGCAUCAGGGCCAUUCUGAGGUCGCUCAUCCCAAUCCAAGAUCUGGAAGGAGUUAUCAGCAUCUCCUUUGAAAUUCCUUCAGUGUCUAAAGAUGGUGUGGUGGUUGAGCCAGAGCUCUCUACAGUCUUCUGUCCAUACCACAAGGCAGCCAUGGUUCUGUUUCUGGACCGGGUUUACAGCAUUGAGAACCAAACUUUUCUUCUCCACCUCCUUCAAGUUGGCUUUCUGCCCGACCUUCAGGCUGCUGUGUGUCUUGAUGCUGCUGACUUAGGAUCCACUGAUAUGGCCCUGGCCCUCAACAGAUACUUGUGCACGUCUGUUCUUCCCUUGCUCACCAAACAUUCAGCUCUCUUCUGUGCUGUGGAGGAUCACGCCUCACUGGUGGAUGCUCUUAUCCAGGCAAUCUACAACCUCUCCCGGGCUCUGAGCCUGACCAAGGCUCAGAGAGACACUAUAGAAGAUUGUUUGUUGGCUGUGUGCAGUAAACUCCAACCAUCUAUGAUGCAGCCUCUUCUUAGACGCUUGGUCUUCGAUGUUCCCCAGCUCAUAGACUCCACCAAGAUGCCACUAAAGCUCCUGACAAGUCACUAUGAGCAGAGGUGGAAGUACUACUUGCAAACAGGAGGGCAGGGUGAUCAGAGCACUGCCUCUGAGGAGGAGCUUCACCUGUCCAGGAAGUUAUUCUGGGGUGUCUUUAAGGCCUUGGCGAAGAAGCCUUAUGAGCCUCAGUUAUUCAGGCUUUGUGUUCAGUGCCUGGCUGCCGUGGCAAAGGCUCUGCCUCCAGACCACAUCGACUCAAGCUGCAUGUCUCAUAUUGAGAGAAAAGCCUUCACAGAAACAGAAGGACACUUUGAACCCCAGCCUGUAGACACAUCAAACGUGUCAGUGCCAGAGAGACUGGAGCUUGUGGUUAACAAGUAUGCAGAGCACACUCAUGAGAAGUGGUCACUGGAAAAGUUUGCCAGUGGCUGGGUUCAUGGGGAGCAGCUCUGUGAGAACACGAGGGUUCAUCCUCUCCUCAAGCCAUACAGGGCUUUGGCUGAGAAGGAGAAGGAGGCUUAUCGUUGGGCCAUUAAGGAGACAAUAAAGAGUAUGCUGGCCUUUGGAUGGACAAUAGAGAGGACUAAAGAAGGAGAUGCAUUUGGUGCACAUGCCUGUUCACGCAGAGUCUCUCAGUCUGGACAGCUCUCUUUUGAAGGAGCAUCAACUUUCAGCCCCAAACCUUUGGACAUGAGCAGCAUCACCUUAUCAUGGGACCACUGUGCUAUGGCUGAGCAGUUAGCUGAGAACUACCAUAAUGCUUGGGCUAAGAGGAAGAAAUCAGAGCUGGAGGGAAAAGGAGGGGGUAGCCAUUCAAUGCUUGUACCUUAUGAUACGCUGUCUGCCAAAGAGAAAACUAAGUUUAGAGAAAGAGCCCAGGAUGUCCUCAGGUUUCUCCAGCUUAAUGGAUACACUGUGUGGAGGGACCGGAAGACUGUGGAGUUGGAUUUUCCAGCUGUUGCAAACUGCUUCAGCUGCACUGUUCUCCACAGACUCCUGGCUCAUACCGAGGAGGCCCAAGAGCACAUCCUGGAGCUAGAGGUGAUGCAAGCCAGAGGACAGAUGUCAAAAGGCGAGAGAGCUCCACAGCAGCAACUCUUACAGUUUUUUCCUAAGGUUGUUCUUCCUCUUUUGGAGCAAUAUGUGAAGAACCAUCGACUAUAUUUCCUGUCUACUUCUCUCUGCUCAAGCAGCAAUCAAAGCCAUGCCUUGAAAAGAGAAAAGGAGAUGGUUGCCAGCCUCUUUUGUAAGCUUGCAGCCUUAGUGAGACACAGGAUAUCUCUCUUUGGUGACGAAACCUCUCAAGUUGCCAGCUGCCUCCGUGCUUUGGCUCAGGCUCUGGAUGUGAGGUCAUUGAUGAAGUCAGCCUCAGAGUUCGUCCAAGCAUCUCUGCAUUCAUUCUUUGAGGCAGCUGCAGCUGAUCUGGAUAUUACAGUUGAAAAUCUGUCUGUGAUCCUGGUCUCUUUGCCUCAGAGUUGGACUCAGCAGGCCAGAGGAGUGGCCAAGGUUCUCAGCUACACCACUUCCAUUCUUUUGCCUACUCUCACAUCUCUUUUUCAGCAUCUUGGCACCCAAAAUUAUGGUGUGGACCUCUUGGUGGGGAGCAUCCAGAUGUCCUGUUACCGGAUACUCAGCAGCCUGUACUCACUCGGCACCAAUAGCAGCAUCUACAUGGAGGGGCAGAGGUCGGCAGCAGGAGCUUGUCUGGCAGCCCUGACAGGGACUUUCCCUGUAUGCUUCCUGGAGCCUUCCUAUAAUCAAAACAACCCUUACUCCAUUUACAACACCAUGAGUGCUACUGAGAGAGAAGACCUGGGGCUGCCUGAUCAGGUGGAGGACAUGUGUCCCCUUCUGCCCUCUCUGGAUCAGGCCCUGGAGGAGGUCGAGGAGUUGGCAGGUGCUGGUGCUGGAGCUUGCCAGGCCCCUUACAUCCAUGUCACAGAGGUCACCUUGCCCAUGCUGUGCAGCUACAUGUCCCUCUGGUGGUGCUGGGGCCCUGAGGGAGAACCAGACAACCCAAUCUGCACCUCUGUCACUCCUCAGCAUGCUAGUGACCUACUUGGCCACAUCCUUCGUAUUAUCCACAACCAUGUGGGUGCUAGCAGGGGUGGCUGGAUGAAACAGCUGGCAGUUUUUGCUCAGCCAAUCAUAUGCAGAGCCAGCUCUGAGCUGUUAAACAGCCACUUCCUGCCGCUGAUGGAAAAGCUAAGGAAGAGGGCCGAAUGUGUGAUGAUGGAGGAAGAGCAGAUGAAAACAGAAGGGCGUGAUACUUCUGAAGCAGAGCUGCAGAUACAGGAGAAGUUCACCCUACUAGUGCGAGACCUCUAUGCCUUCUACCCUCUUCUUAUCCCAUUUGUGGACUCUAAUCGAGCCAGCUGGCUCAAAGAGUCAAAUCCUGAUGCAGAGCAGCUGUUCAGCAUGGUGGCAGAGGUCUUUACAUUCUGGGCCAAAUCUCACAAUUUUAAAUGGGAGGAGCAGAACUUCGUGGUCCAAAAUGAAAUCAACAACUUAGCUUUCUUGGUCAAUAAAGCCAACAAAUCCAAGUUUGACUAUGAAAAAAGGAGGAUGAAGAGGAAGGGGGAUCGUUAUUCCAUGCAUACCUCUCUCAUAGUAGCUUCUGUGAAGAGACUGCUCCCUGUGGGACUGAGGCUUUGUUUUCAGAGCAAGCACAGCUUAAUUGUUUUGGCAAAGAAGGGUUUCUUUCAGAUGAAGACUGAAGAUGAGAUUCGGGAGAAUGUUUUCAUUAGCUUGAUGCAUCUCCAGAGCCAGAGGCCUCACUGCUUGAGGCAGGAGACCCAAAUCUCUGUACACCCAAAGCAGUGUGAGACCAUUGCUGACACCCAAAGGGCUGUUGACAAGGUUUUGGAAAUAGCUCGAGUCUUGCAUUACCUGGACCAGGUGGAACACCAUCAGAAAAGUAAAAAACCUGCAUGGCACAGGGUUUUAUCCAAACAGAGGAAGCGAGCGGUGGUGGCCUGCCUGAGGAUGGCUCCUCUCUACAACUUGCCCAGGCACAGAGCUGUCAACCUGUUUCUCCAAGGCUACAAUAAAUCCUGGAUAUCUGCUGAGGACCACAGCUUUGAGGAGAAGCUUGUUGAGGAUUUAGCUGUGAGUGAAAAUAGGGGAGGAGUGAUGGAGCUGUGUGGAGGCGAGACAGAGGAAGAAAAGGAUGUGGAGGACAGUGCCAAACCAAUCGAUCCCCUCCUACAACUCAUUACACUCUUCAGUCGAAGCGCCCUGACAGAAAGGAGUAAGCUUGGGAAUGACGGUCUUUAUACAUCCUAUGCUACUAUCAUGGCAAAGAGCUGCCAGAGAGAAGCUGCUGCCGCUAAAGAACAGGAGCCUGAAAGCUUUGAAGAGAAGGAGAUGGAGAAACAGAGGCUGCUCUACCAGCAGGCCAGGCUGCAUCAUCGAGGAGCUUCUGAGAUGGUCCUGCAAAUCAUCAGUGCAAGCAAAGGAGCCAUGGGGUGCAUGAUUGCCCCCACAUUGAAGCUUGGCAUUGCUAUUCUGAAUGGUGGGAAUGCUGCUGUCCAACAGAAAAUGCUGGAUUACCUGAGAGAGAAGCGAGAUGUUUGCUUCUUUCAGAGCAUGGCUGGACUCAUGCUGUCAUGCAGUGUUCUGGAUCUCAAUGCAUUUGAGAGGCAGAACAAAGCUGAAGGAUUAGGCAUGGCCAUGGAUGAGAGCUCAGGAGAGAAGGUGAUGCCUGACAAAGACAUAACUUGUGACCUGUUUCGUUUUUUACAACUGCUCUGCGAAGGACACAACUCAGAUUUCCAGAAUUAUUUAAGAACACAGACAGGCAACAACACCACUGUCAACAUCAUCAUAUCCACUGUGGAUUAUUUACUGAGAGUGCAGGAAUCAAUCAGCGACUUUUACUGGUACUUUUCAGGGAAAGAUGUGAUUGAUGAACACGGCCAACAGAACUUUUCCAAGGCCAUUGAUGUGGCUAAACAAGUCUUCAACACACUCACAGAGUACAUACAGGGUCCAUGCACUGGGAACCAACAAAGCCUUGCUCACAGUCGACUGUGGGACGCAGUUGUGGGCUUCCUCCAUGUAUUUGCCCAUAUGCAGAUGAAGCUCUCUCAGGAUUCAAGACAAAUUGAGCUCCUGAAAGAGCUCAUGGAUCUACAGAAGGACAUGGUUGUGUUCCUGCUUUCCAUGUUAGAAGGUAAUGUGGUAAAUGGAACGAUUGGAAAGCAAAUGGUGGACAUGUUGGUGGAAUCAUCUGGAAAUGUGGAGAUGAUCCUGAAGUUUUUCGACAUGUUCCUUAAACUCAAAGACCUCACCUCCUCUGAUGUCUUCAGAGAGUAUGACCCCGAUUGUAAGGGCUGCAUCUCUAGAAAAGACUUCCAGAAAGCCAUGGAGAAUUGCAAGCGCUUCUCCCAAACUGAGAUUAAUUUCCUCCUCACUUGCUUACAGACUGAUGACAGUGACAUUGUGGAGUAUGAGGACUUUGUGGAUCGCUUCCAUGAGCCAGCCAAAGACAUCGGCUUCAGCAUAUCCGUUCUCCUUACUAAUUUGUCCGAACACAUGCCAAAUGAUUCAAGACUAAGGACAUUCCUGGAACUGGCAGAGUGUAUCCUGACUUACUUUCAGCCCUAUCUUGGCCGUAUAGAGAUCCUUGGCAGUGAGAAGCGCAUUGAACGUGUCUACUUUGAAAUCAGCGAAUCCAGCCGCACACAAUGGGAGAAACCUCAGGUGAAAGAGUCCAAGAGACAGUUCAUUUUUGAUGUGGUCAAUGAGGGCGGAGAGAAGGAGAAAAUGGAGAUGUUUGUCAAUUUCUGUGAGGAUACCAUCUUUGAGAUGCAGCUUGCCGCUCAGAUAUCUGGCUCUGAUUCUGUAGAGAGGUGUGCUGAAAAAGAAGAUAGGGAAGAAGAAGGUCAUGACAGCAAAGGGAUGUUUUUCAUUUGUCAUUGGAUAAUAUUGCUGACAUCUGUUCUUUCAGUCAAAACUCUGAAAUCACUGAUGAAGAUGACCCUGAAGGAUAUCCUAAUGUCAGCCAUUUUCUUCCUCAGAGUCAUUGUUAUGGCUCAGGCCCGGUGUAUUCAUAUCCUGGUUCGCAGCUUCUUAUAUUUGCUAUAUAUAGCUUUCAUCAGUGGUGGGCUCAUAGAGGGAGCCAAAAGGAUGAAAAUAUCUGACUUGCUGGGUGGGAUCCCAGAACCGACUCUUGAUGAGGUCAUGGAAGUGCCAAGCGGUGUGGAUCGGCUGAGGAAGUACUCUGCCAGUUUGUCUUCCCAGAGAGAAUUGAGGGAGAUUGGGCAGGAGACAGCUGUGACCUCCCUGAGGGAUGUGGAUGUACUGUCAGACAUAUUUGGUCUCAGAGUGAAGAAAGAGGGGGGUCAAUACAGGCUUAUAACACAAGACCUCACUGCCAGUCUGACUGACCUGUUCAACACUUCCUCCAGAACAAUUUCCACCCCUGAUUUCUCCAAGAAGCACCAGGGGACGCUUAAGGCUCACACCACCUCAGAGGAAAAAACAGAAGAUGAGGAAAUACUCCUCACAAAAGGAAAAGAAUCUGAAAAUGAAACAGGAGUUGAGGAAUCAGAGGCAAUAUCAAGAUCCAAGAAAUGCCCCAACAAGUCAGAGGAAAAAGAGAGCCAACGUUCUGCAUUCUGGGAGAUGAUAAGCACUUACAACAAGAAUCUGCUGAGUUACUUUGCAAGGAAUUUUUAUAACAUGCGUUUGCUGGCUCUGUUUGUUGCCUUUGCAAUCAAUUUCAUCCUCCUCUUCUACAAGGUGAGUGUUCUUGUCGAGUCUUUGCCUGCAUCACAAGAUGAGGAUUACAGAGAGGAACUGAACUCUACUGCAAAAGACGAUAACAAGGGCAGAGUCUAUUUUGUACUGGAGGAGAGCAGAGGAUACAUGGAGCCAUCACUCCAUUUCCUGGCUGUAGCACAUACAAUCAUCUCCUUCUGUUGUAUUAUUGGUUACUACUGCCUCAAGGUACCACUGGUAAUCUUCAAACGUGAGAAGGAAGUGGCACGAAGUCUGGAGUUUGACGGGCUGUAUGUGACAGAGCAACCGCCUGAGGAGGACAUCAAAGGGCAAUGGGACCGACUGGUCAUUAACACACCAUCAUUUCCAAGUAAUUACUGGGAUAAAUUUGUGAAGAGGAAGGUGAUGGAUAAGUACGGUGACUUCUAUGGCUGUGAGAAGAUCAGUGAGCUCCUGGGUCUGGACCAAGCCGCUUUAGACUUCAGCUCUGAGAGAAGAGAAAGAAAGAGGCUCAAGAGAGACUCUGCCUGGAGUGCUCUAUUUAACUCCACUGACGUGAAGUAUCAGGUCUGGAAACUGGGAGUUGUGUUCACUGAUAAUUCCUUCUUAUAUUUGGCCUGGUACAUGGCCAUGUCAGUCUUGGGUCAUUAUAACAACUUCUUCUUUGCGGCCCACCUUUUGGACAUUGCAAUGGGCUUUAAGACGCUUCGCACCAUCCUUUCUUCUGUCACACACAAUGGGAAACAGCUGGUCCUGACUGUCGGCCUGUUGGCGGUUGUCGUGUAUCUAUAUACUGUUGUGGCCUUCAACUUCUUCAGGAAGUUCUACACCAAGAGUGAUGAUGAUGACAACUGGGACAUGAAGUGCAAUGACAUGCUUACUUGCUACAUGUUCCACAUGUAUGUGGGAGUGCGUGCCGGCGGGGGCAUUGGAGACGAGAUUGAGGACCCUGCUGGAGAUGAGUUUGAAGUGGAACGCAUCGUCUUCGACAUCACAUUUUUCUUCUUUGUCAUCGUCAUCCUCCUAGCCAUCAUCCAGGGUCUGAUAAUUGAUGCCUUUGGUGAGCUGCGUGAUCAGCAGGAGCAGGUGAAAGAGGAUAUGGAGACUAAAUGUUUUAUAUGUGGAAUAGGAAGUGAAUACUUUGAUAAAGUCCCACAUGGCUUUGAGACUCACACUCUCCAGGAACACAACCUUUCCAACUAUCUAUUUUUUCUGAUGUACCUUAUUAAUAAGGAUGAAACUGAACAUACGGGGCAGGAAUCCUAUGUGUGGAAAAUGUACCAGGAGCGUUCCUGGGAAUUCUUUCCUGUGGGAGACUGUUUCCGUAAGCAAUACGAGGAUCAACUGGGAUGA